AUGUCGGUGGCGGCGGGCAGCGGCGAGGCGGCCGGCGGUGCCGGCGGCGGGCGGGUGUUCUUCCAGAGUCCCCGGGGCGGCGCGGGCUCCUCCCGGGAGGACCCGGCGCCCGUGGCCCCCGCGGCCGGGCAGGCUCCGCAGCAGCAGCAGCAGCAGCAGCCGCGGCGCCACCAGCAGGGAAAGGUGACGGUGAAAUACGAUCGCAAGGAGCUCCGGAAGCGCCUGGUGCUGGAGGAGUGGAUCGUGGAGCAGCUGGGACAGCUGUACGGCUGCGAGGAAGAAGAAAUGCCAGAUGUAGAGAUUGACAUUGAUGAUCUUCUUGAUGCGGACAGUGAAGAAGAGCGAGCUUUAAAGUUACGGGAAGCUCUCAUAGACUGCUACAAACCAACAGAGGAAUUUAUCAAGGAGCUGCUCUCUCGGAUAAGAGGCAUGAGGAAAUUGAGCCCCCCGCAGAAGAAGGCUGUGUGA
This is a messenger RNA of Pipistrellus nathusii (Nathusius's pipistrelle), 468 nucleotides long. The record is from the annotation of a GenBank genome assembly. Lineage: Eukaryota; Metazoa; Chordata; Mammalia; Chiroptera; Vespertilionidae.